AUGGAUUCUGCAACCUCCCAACACAUCCUGCUGUUUUCAGUUCGUCAAGAAGACUCUGCCUCCAGGUCUGCCUUGGAUUCCUUCUCUUCCGCUUUCCCUGGGGGUUCCACUCAAGAGCUUGGCAUGUCACAUUGGAUUGAGACUUUUGCAGUGUGUUUACCACGCAGCGCCACAUUCCCCUUCUUAUGUGUACUAUCAUGGGCUCCUGCUUUGUCCUUCUCCAUUUGUCUAUCGUCCUUGAGCGGUGACGUCAACCUGUGGUACUGCGGCUUCAACACAGUGGAGGAUUGUGGGUACAAGCGUCUAACGGGGACAGCCUCGUUCUCGUUGGAGCAUGCCGGACACUCGUCACAAACUGGGCCAAGGUUUGACCACAGCACUGGCAUACCAUCAGGCACAUACAUUAGCGUGGAGUCAUCCAGAGAAACAGCGGCGUCAUCAACCAACGUGUUGCGUCAGGCGUACAUUGAGAGUGAGCUCUUCGAGCCGGCCAACGCCUACUGCGUCAUGUUCUGGUACUCUAUGAGAGGAGUCGACGUCGUUAGACUCGACGUCAAUAUCAGGAUUGGAGGAGGUACCGGAUAUCCGGUGUGGACAAAGCAAGGCGACCAGAAGGCUGAUUGGCUGUUGGGGCAGGUUGACCUUGACAGCGAGUACACUGCGAACCCUUUCAAGGUUGACUUUGUAGCGUACACCAACGCCUACCGUGAGUACAACUACUACGCCACAGACCACUACAACUACUACAAAACAGCCGCUGAUAUCGGUAUCGAUGACGUGUACGUGUACAAUACAACCUGCGCAAAUAUCCCCAAAUGCCCCGCCAGCUCCGUGAAACACACCAUCAACAACGUGACGUCAUGCUACACCUUCCAUGCCACGCCCAUGACCUGGAAAGCCGCCUAUGACUUCUGUCGACGCGAAGGUCCGAACUCUGGACUGGUCAGCAUCGAAACACAGCAGGAACAAGAUUUUCUUGUCAGUGUCAUCACUAAUGACCCAGCCUUGACCGCUGUUGGCCAACACGGAUUCUACACCAGCGGCAGUGACGCCGCCAGCGAACACCAAUUCGUGUGGACGGACACCGGAAGUGCUCGCGGCAUCAACUGGGCUGGGGGCUGGCACGCUGGGCAGCCCAACAACGUGGGCGGCAACCAGAACUGCCUGCUGAUGGAGUACCCGUCGGAUGGUUACAAGUGGGGGGACAUUGAGUGUGACAGCACCCACCCCUUCAUAUGUGAAGUGUACUACUGAUCUUAUCGGACCGCUCGUCUGUUAAGAAUGUGUUUGUGUAUUCGCUGGUAUCGCUGGAAACGAGGCUUCAACUUAAUAUUCUUUACUAGAACGAAUACUUAGAGUAACAUUAACCGAAAACUUAAGGUAUAAGACAAAUAUAAGCACGACACAGAAUAUGAAUAAUGGAAAAUAAAACAUGUGCGUUA
Messenger RNA from Physella acuta, 1442 nucleotides. Its product is annotated as MAM and LDL-receptor class A domain-containing protein 1-like. NCBI's taxonomy places the organism in Eukaryota, Metazoa, Mollusca, Gastropoda, Physidae. Gene Ontology annotation, cellular component: membrane. The record is from RefSeq and is a predicted model, not a curated record.